UUCCGACAGCACUUUAACGCAGCGCUUGUUGAAUUCAGGGUGACGCGCAGCUGUGACCCAACAAAACUCCUCGGAACAAACAUAGUAAAGGAGGAGAAAAACAAUUAUGAAAACUACAGGUAACAUAACCUCAGCGGCUUUAGGAUCCUUCCUUCUGCUGCUUUGCGCGUGUUCAGCAAGAGGCGACUACUGCGAGGUGAACGCCUGCCACAAUGGAGCGACGUGCGUGACGGGAGUAGGAGAGGAUCCUUUCAUCUGCAUCUGUGCAGACGGCUUUGGUGGGGACACCUGUAACCUGACGGAGACAGGACCGUGCAGUCCUAACACCUGUAGGAACGACGGCUCCUGCGAGGUCAUCGCUCCGACCAGACGAGGGGAUGUUUUCAAUGAAUACAUCUGCAAGUGCCAGCCCGGGUUCGAAGGAGCGCACUGCCAGAUUAAUGUGAAUGACUGUGCCAAAGAUCCCUGUAGAAAUGGAGGAACCUGCCGGGAUCUUGACGGGGACUACACCUGCCAAUGCCCGUCACCGUAUGUCGGGAAGCAGUGCCAGCUACGUUGUAUUACCCUGCUGGGUAUGGAAGGAGGAGCCAUUGCGGAGUCCCAGAUCUCUGCGUCCUCUGUGCACUAUGGUGUUCUGGGUUUGCAGCGCUGGGGCCCCGAGUUGGCCCGACUCAACAACCAAGGCAUUGUUAAUGCCUGGACGUCAGCCAGCCAUGACAGGAACCCCUGGAUUGAGAUUAACAUGCAGAAGAAGAUGCGUCUGACGGGCAUCAUCACCCAGGGAGCCAGCCGCAUGGGCGCGGCAGAAUACAUCAAGGCCUACAAAGUGGCCAGCAGCCUGGAUGGAAUCAGCUACGUCACUUACAAAGGAGACGGCAUACGAAGAGACAAGGUUUUUGUGGGGAAUGUUGACAACGACAGCACUAAGACCAACCUUUUUGACCCUCCUAUCGUGGCGCAGUACAUGCGCAUCAUCCCCGUCGUCUGUCGCAAGGCCUGCACCCUGCGCAUGGAGCUGGUGGGCUGUGAGUUAAAUGUUUAUUCAAACACGGCAGGUUGCUCCGAGCCCCUGGGAAUGAAAUCUCGACUCAUCUCAGACGAUCAGCUUUCAGCCUCUAGCACUUACCGCACGUGGGGGAUCGAUACUUUCACCUGGCACCCUCAGUUCGCCCGGCUGGACAAGGCGGGGAAGACGAACGCCUGGUCUCCCGCUCAAAACAAUCGCUCCGAGUGGAUCCAGGUGGAUCUCGGUAAAACAAAACAGCUCACAGGCAUCAUCACUCAGGGUGCGAAGGACUUCGGGGUGGUGCAGUUUGUUUCAGAGUUUAAAGUUGCGUACAGUAAUGACGGAGAGUCUUGGAGUGUCGUUAAAGACGGAAACACUGGCAGUGAUCAGAUUUUCCAGGGAAACACCGACAACAACACUCACAAGAAGAACGUGUUCGAGCCGCCGUUCUAUGCUCAGUACGUCCGAGUCGUUCCCUGGGAAUGGCACGAGCGCAUCACUCUACGCAUGGAGCUGCUGGGCUGCGAUGACUAAACCGCUGAUCUUUCCUCGUCCGUUUCUUCCACGGAACGUGGAUCUCAUCUUGACGCUCCGCGGAGACAACGUCUCCCGAGUAGUUUGGACAUUAACACUUAUAGCACUUUCUCAUUAGUGACUUUUUUAUGUUUACAUGGCUACAUUAAUUGUCAUUCCAGCCUCUGGUGAAUUACAAAGCACUUAUUUGAUUAGUUCUAAUUUUAAUAGCUUUGGACUGUGUACAUAUAUAAAUAUAUAUGUCUUUCAUUUGGGUAAUUUACAGCCUGGAAGGAUUUAACAUGGUUUUUAACAGUAUCCAGAGAACAAAUGCUAGGCUCCAUUUUGGCGAUCUCUGACUUAUGCAAAACUUGCAAAAAUAUGUGAGGACUUGUGAAACACAGUGCGAGUAUUGUUUAGUAUUUUUGCCCCAGAAAAAGAGAAUAUCCAACAUUAGAUAGCUGAACUGGUUUUGCAAUUGAUGGUUUUUAUGUCAUUUACAUAAUUUUCUGUUUGUCACUGCUCUAAUUUGAUUUGUACAACAAACAUGAAAUAUAUUGAAAAUAUUCAAAAACAACAAAAAAAAACAUUGUUCAGUUUUGGGGUUUUUUUAACUGCUUGUUGGUCUGGAACUAAGAUUGUUAAUAAAUGUUAAACAAAAUCUC
Molecule: messenger RNA, 2184 nt
Organism: Gambusia affinis (western mosquitofish)
Lineage: Eukaryota; Metazoa; Chordata; Actinopteri; Cyprinodontiformes; Poeciliidae
Product: EGF-like repeat and discoidin I-like domain-containing protein 3
Exons: 10
Coding region: 107-1540 (477 amino acids)
Molecular function (GO): calcium ion binding
Source: RefSeq, a predicted model, not a curated record